AUGUCAACUGUACCUUUCACUAGCUAUACCCCACGAGUCGCCAUUAUUACUGGUGGAGCUCAAGGAAUUGGAUACGCUAUCUCUCAAAGACUUGCAGAUGAUGGUAUCGAUGUUGCGGUCAAUGACAUAGCUGCAAAACAAAAAGAGAUUGAUGCUGUUGUUGAAGAGAUACGAAAGAAAGGUCGACGUGCAAUUGCCAUUCCUGGAGACGUGUCUUCUGAGGCAGAUGUAAUCUCCAUGGUCGAGACGGCCAUACGCGAGCUUGGAAGCAUUGACAUUGCGAGGACAAUACAGAUGGUCGCAAACGCUGGUAUUGCGCCGCUUCGCCCGCUCGUCGAGACCCCCGUUGAAAUGUUUGAUUCCGCUAUUGCCGUGAAUGCCCGAGGUGCCUUCUUGUGCUUCAAACACGCGGCUCGGCAAAUGAUAAAGCAAGGUCGUGGAGGAAGGAUGAUUGCUGCAUCCUCGGUAGCAGGCAAGCAAGGAGGGAACAGCAUAGUGUCGUACUCCGCUUCUAAGUUUGCUAUUCGAGGCAUCGCGCAAUCUGCUUCUACCGAAUUACACGAUUAUGGCAUCACAGUUAACACAUACGCGCCCGGAGGCAUUCGCACGCCAAUGCUCCUUGCUGCCGGAGAAGAGGCUGUCAGAAGGGUUUCUGCAACUGCUCAAAUAGGAGUACCCGAGUGCAUUGCAAGUAUCGUAUCAUACCUUGCGAAGCCUGAGUCAUAUUUCGGCAAAGCAUCACCGUUGAUGGAGGAACAACACGUUUUGAUUAAGAACUACCAGCCGUUAGGGAAGACCAAGAAGAAACGGUUGAGGCUGGAGAUGCUCUCAUUUAGUCGUUCGUUUUCUGUUAAUAAUACAGCAUCUUCAUUUGCUUUCUCGUUUGCUAUGCCACCAUGUUGA
Molecule: messenger RNA, 903 nt
Organism: Fomitiporia mediterranea MF3/22
Lineage: Eukaryota; Fungi; Basidiomycota; Agaricomycetes; Hymenochaetales; Hymenochaetaceae
Product: NAD-binding protein
Exons: 9
Coding region: 1-903 (300 amino acids)
Molecular function (GO): oxidoreductase activity, acting on the CH-OH group of donors, NAD or NADP as acceptor
Source: RefSeq, a predicted model, not a curated record